UUUUCUAACUGACAGUUGGUCGGUCUUAUUAGGGGUCAGGGGGGGUUGUCCUCCCGCAGAGUUGCGCUCUUUGCGUGCGCACAAGUCAGUAAAGGGGAGACACGCUGACUGCUGUCACCGAUCGUCCCAGAACUGUUCAGGCUCUUUCAUCCUCCUGCUGGAUUAGGACGAGGAGGAUGGAGACGACUCCCAUCCCCGUGCUGACGGUCCAAACGGCCCCGUUCGACGACCAGCGGCCCGGUACCAGCGGACUGCGCAGGAAGACGGCGGUGUUCGAAGGGAAGAAGAAUUACCUGCAGAAUUACAUCCAGAGCGUGUUGUCCUCCAUCGACCUGCGGGACAGACAGGGCUGCACCAUGGUGGUGGGCAGCGACGGACGGUACUUCAGCCGAACCGCCAUCGAGGUCGUCGUGCAGAUGUCUGCGGCCAACGGGAUUGGUCGUCUGGUUAUUGGUCACAAUGGGCUCCUGUCCACACCUGCUGUUUCAUGCAUCAUCAGGAAGAUAAAAGCCAUUGGUGGUAUCAUCCUCACGGCCAGUCACUACCCUGGAGGACCCGGUGGAGACUUUGGAAUCAAGUUCAAUGUUGCAAAUGGAGGUCCAUCUCCAGACACAGUGAUGGAAAGGAUCUACCAAGUGAGCCGGACACUUGAGGAGUAUGCUAUUUGCCCCGAUCUCCGAAUUGACCUCUCCAGGCCGGGACGACAUGAUUUUGACCUGGAGAACAAGUUUAAACCAUUCAGAGUGGAGAUCGUAGACUCAGUUGAGGUUUAUCUGCAGCUGCUGCGAAACAUUUUUGACUUCACUGCCAUAAAAAGUCUCCUCACAGGAACAGAUCAGCUCAAGAUACAUAUAGAUGCCAUGAACGGAGUGAUGGGCCCUUAUGUACGUAGGAUCCUGUGCGAUGAGUUGGGGGCCCCUGCUAACUCUGCUGUCAACUGUGUUCCUCUGGAGGAUUUUGGUGGCCGACCACCUGAGCCCAAUUUGACUUAUGCCACCUCUCUGGUAGAUGCCAUGAAAGGAGGUGAAUUUGGCUUUGGAGCUGCAUUUGAUGCUGAUGGGGACCGGUACAUGAUCCUUGGAGAAAAUGGUUUCUUUGUGAACCCAUCAGACUCAGUUGCCAUCAUGGCCGCCAACCUCUCCGUCAUGCCCUACUUCAAACAGCUGGGCUUAAGGGGCUUCGCUAGGAGUAUGGCCACCAGCACAGCUCUUGACAGGGUUGCCAAAGCCAUGAAGAUGGCAUUGUACGAAACUCCAACAGGCUGGAGGUAUUUUGGGAACCUAAUGGACUCUGGGAGAUGUUCCCUCUGUGGAGAGGAGAGUUUUGGCACAGGUUCAGACCACAUUCGUGAGAAAGAUGGUUUGUGGUCAGUAUUGGUUUGGUUGUCCAUGAUGGCAGUGAGGAAGCAGAGUGUGGAGCAGAUUGUCAGGGAGCACUGGGCCAAGUUUGGACGCAACUACUUCUGCAGGUUUGACUAUGAAGGCCUGGACCCACGUGCAGCUUUUUACCUCAUGAGGGAUCUGGAGGCGGUAAUCUCAGAUAAAGCAUUCACCAGCCAGAAGUUUGCAGUAGGAGACCACAUGUACAGUGUGGAGAGGGCCGACAAUUUUGAGUACAUCGACCCUGUGGAUGGAACUGUGGCUCGAAAUCAGGGUUUAAGGAUUAUCUUUACUGAUGCAUCGAGGCUGGUGUUUCGGAUGAGUGGGAGCAGCGGAGGAAUGGGUGCAACCAUUCGGAUUUACGCUGAAAGCAUCGAAAGAGACUCUGAGAGGCACAGCAGGGAGACACAGGUGGUGCUGGGUCCUCUCAUCGCCAUUGCCCUGAAGCUCUCCAACAUCCAUGAGAGGACAGGACGCCGUGGCCCCAAUGUCAUCACAUGAACAACCAAGAUCAACACACG
This is a messenger RNA of Thalassophryne amazonica, 1900 nucleotides long. It is a transcript of the gene pgm5, whose product is annotated as phosphoglucomutase 5. The transcript is spliced from 11 exons. The coding region runs from base 177 to 1880 and encodes 567 amino acids. Gene Ontology annotation, cellular component: cytosol; adherens junction; sarcolemma. Lineage: Eukaryota; Metazoa; Chordata; Actinopteri; Batrachoidiformes; Batrachoididae. Gene Ontology annotation, molecular function: phosphoglucomutase activity. Gene Ontology annotation, biological process: striated muscle tissue development; carbohydrate metabolic process; myofibril assembly. The record is from RefSeq and is a predicted model, not a curated record.